This is a messenger RNA of Petromyzon marinus (sea lamprey), 1207 nucleotides long. RefSeq names its product CDGSH iron-sulfur domain-containing protein 1-like. Gene Ontology annotation, molecular function: 2 iron, 2 sulfur cluster binding. Gene Ontology annotation, biological process: regulation of autophagy. Gene Ontology annotation, cellular component: mitochondrial outer membrane; intracellular membrane-bounded organelle. NCBI's taxonomy places the organism in Eukaryota, Metazoa, Chordata, Hyperoartia, Petromyzontiformes, Petromyzontidae. The record is from RefSeq and is a predicted model, not a curated record.
GGCAACCGCGUCGCCACGGUAAUCGCGUCGCCACGGCAACCGAGUAAACCGCCUGGUCACGUGGCCCGGAACCGCCUCUCGCCCUUGACCCAAGUACACACGUGUUCGACCCGUGCGCCGACAUGGAUGUGUUGAAAGAUUGGAACUGGGCCAAGGUUCUUGGAGUGACGGGUGGCGUGGCGCUCAUCGGCUACCUGGGCUAUAAGGGCUACAAGUGUUGCCACGCAAAGUCAGGUGGCUGCUGCUCUGGCAAGGAGUGCCAGGCGAACCCGGGACUGGACAAGGACAACCCCAAGGUGGUUCACGCCAUUGAUGUGGAAGACCUCGGCGAGAAGGCUGCCUUCUGCCGCUGCUGGCGCUCCAAAAAGUUCCCGUACUGUGACGGCGCGCACGCCAAGCACAAUGAGACGACGGGAGACAACGUCGGACCGCUCAUCAUCAACAACAAGAAGAGCUCUGAAUGAGACGUCCCAAGAUCCACUGCAGCUGGGCACGAGUGGUCCACCCUGGGAAGAGUUUGGUUAUUCAUCUGGGUUUAUUUUGGUGUAAUAAACAUUUUUUGGGUUAAAUGUCAGAUAUUUGGUGUUUAAAAGGUGCUGCCACUGAUUAUUUUAUCUGCCAAUUAAAUAUACUGUAUGUGUUGCGUACAAGGUGUGGACAGGAUGGUGAAAGAGGAAUAUUAAAGAUAAUUCUUUAUACGUAUACAGAAUUCAUUUAUUGUUGCAUUUCCAAGUGCACAUAUAUACGUAUAGGACUUAAUCCUGCCUUCAGUAACAUGAUUGCCUUUUAGACAGAAACCAGCUAUUUUUGGAAAAAAAAUAUUCUUGGCGGAAACAAAAUCAUCACUGAUAUGUGCAAUUCCGAAUAUGUGAAAUUAACAGAAUACAAUUAUAUUUUAUCAUCCCGUUUUCUGGAACAGGCUGUGCAAAAAUAACCUGUGGCAAAACGAAAGCAAGCAUUUCAUGUUUCAAAUGCCAUUCAUUUUUUUUGUGGGAAUGCACUAAAUUGAUUUGAAAUUACAAGUCACAUAGCCUUAACUUGUAAUUGCUGCAGAGCAAAAAUAAACUUUAAAUCGAAAUUUAAUCCAUGACCUCAAAAACGCUUUCUGGUAGAUAUGUAAAUGUAUAAGGGUAUUUUCGAUUGAAUUGCAAUGCUCUGUGUUGAUUAUUAAUAAUAAAAAAAAUGCAUCGCAAUGGGGUUUUCAAAA